UGUCAGGAGGAUCCCCUAACACGCAGGCAAGCAGAGUCACACAUACUAUCCAUUCCAUUCUAUUUCUCUUCUAAUUCUAUUCUUUCUUUUCUUUUGUCCUUUCCUUCACUUUACUUCUUGCAUCAAAUUCCUUCACCUUCCUCCUAAUUCCUUCCAUUUUCCAAUUAAUCAAAUUAUUAUACUAUUACUAUUGUCACAAAAUCUUUAAUCUUAUCAAUCUAAAUCAUCAUAAAUACUAGUAUCUUCAUUUUCUCAUCAACCCAAAACCGUUUUUAUAGUUUUCAAUUCAAACGAAAAAUCUGAGUCUGUGAGCUUAGUGUUGUUGAAGAUGGCGAUGGUUCCAUGGCGUGGCGUCGGUUGUUGUUUGAGUGCUGCUGCUCUUUACCUUCUCGGUAGAACCAGUGGCAGGGAUGUUGAUAUUCUUAAAUCUGUUAACCGGGUUAAUCAGCUGAGGGAGCUAGCACAACUGUUGGAUGAAGAAAUAUUUCCCUUGGUUGUUGCAAUUUCUGGAAGAGUGGGUUCUGAAACUCCAAUUAGCUGCGAGUUCAGUGGUUUAAGAGGUGUUAUAAUUGAAGAAACAGCAGAGCAACAUUUUCUCAAACACAGUGAUGCUGGUUCCUGGAUACAAGAUUCUGCGUUAAUGCAAUCCAGGAGUAACGAAGUUCCUUGGUAUCUGGAUGAUGGAACUGGUCGUGUACGUGUAGUUGGAGCUCAGGGUGCUACUGGUUUUGUAUUGCCUGUUGGAAGUGAGGCAUUUGAAGAGUCAGGUCGGUUACCUGUACGCGGAACAUCGGAUUAUGUACAAGGUCUAAAGAUGCUUGGAGUUAAAAGAAUUGAACGGGUACUUCCAGUUGGAACUUCCUUGACUGUUGUUGGUGAGGCUGCUAAAGACGAUGUCGGAACCAUUCGAAUUCAGCGACCCUCCAAAGGGCCAUUUUAUGUCUCUCCCAAAACAAUUGACGAACUCAUUGCAAAUAUUGGGAGAUGGGCGAGGUGGUAUAAGUACGCCUCUGCGGGCUUGACAGUGUUGAGUGUUUAUAUGAUAGCCAAUCAUGCUGUUCGAUACAUCUUGGAAAGACGACGUCGCAACGAAUUGGAAAAAAGGGUUCUCGCUGCAGCUGCUAAGAUAUCUGGACAAGAUAAUGGAGGUGAAAUGGAUGACAGUUUAUCAGAUGGUGCUAAAAGGGAACGUGCAAUGCCAAAUUUGUGUGUAAUAUGCCUCGAGCAGGAAUAUAAUUCUGUUUUUGUUCCGUGUGGGCAUAUGUGCUGCUGUACAGCUUGCUCUUCGCACUUGACCAGUUGUCCUCUUUGCCGGAGACAGAUAGAGAAGGCGGUAAAGACUUUCCGUCAUUGAGUAUUGAGCAUACAUAAACUGACAUGAGAAUGAGGAUUCAUGCGUUAUGAAUCCAACAGUAACAGUUUGGGCAAUUGCGAUCAUAUAAUUAUGCAAGUUUUCAUCCAUUGUCUUUGUCUACAAGCAAUAUCAGAAACUUUCAAAUAAGCAUCAAGAUGGUGACCUACUGUUGGUUCUUUUGGCCUCUUAAAUUGUAAAUAUUUACUAUCCGAACUAGGUGCAUGUUACUCCAAUUCCCAUAUAUGGUAUCUUUCUUUCUAAGUUUUUGUUGACUGUUCUGACCCAAAAUGUAACUUAAGUCCCGUGGAUUUCUUUAAAUUAUAUAAUGCAUUUAGCGAACACAUUUUGUUAAUGUGACCGACCCGACUUGUUCUUCA
Medicago truncatula (barrel medic) is the source of this 1731-nucleotide messenger RNA. RefSeq names its product E3 ubiquitin-protein ligase SP1. The record is from RefSeq and is a predicted model, not a curated record. Gene Ontology annotation, molecular function: ubiquitin-protein transferase activity. Bases 329 to 1354 code for a protein of 341 amino acids. The transcript is spliced from 11 exons. Gene Ontology annotation, biological process: protein ubiquitination; organelle organization. NCBI's taxonomy places the organism in Eukaryota, Viridiplantae, Streptophyta, Magnoliopsida, Fabales, Fabaceae.